Messenger RNA from Pelagomonas calceolata, 2104 nucleotides. Lineage: Eukaryota; Pelagophyceae; Pelagomonadales; Pelagomonadaceae. The record is from the annotation of a GenBank genome assembly.
CGUUGUUGCGGCUGCCCGCUUUUGUUCUGGCACUGAACUUGGCCGCGCCACUGGGGCUGGUUAUUGGCAGUCACUUCGAGCAGCUGGGCAGCCAACCAACAUGUUCCGAGGGAACUCCAGUGUCGAGCGUGAGCAAAUCCGGCGCAACAUCGCAAAUUAUAUGGGAGAAGUGGGCCGUGUCGUGCAAGCGGCCGUGUCGCGCAAGCGGCCGAAGCAGCGGGAGAAGUGGGUCCCGAAGCCGAAGGGGCCGCGGCGCGGAUCCGGGCGGACCCGCAGCGCGGCCCGGGAAGAGGCGGUGCGGCCGCUACUCCAGAUCGUCGAGCUGCUCCAGACGCGCGGCGAUCUCCUGGAGCCCUGGACGCUGAGUGCUUACGUCGCGCAGUGGAACCGCACGUGCCGCGACGCCGCCGUCGCGUGGCGGACGGAGGCCACCGAGAUGAAGCUCGUCGGUAUGCCCGGGCAGGGCGACAUCCAAGCGGGCCGAAUCGCAAUCGGCCCGUGUCUCUCCUUCGACGUGUUUCAGUCGCUCGCGCGCAAUUGCCAGCAGCUACGGGUCUUGGAAUUGAAUCUUACCGAGGAGCCGGAAAACGGCGACGACAGCGCGCUUGUGGCCCUCGUGCGGCGCUGCCCGCUGCGCCGCAUAUGGAUUCGGUGUCCGCACCCCAGCAAAGCGUUGUUGGAGGCUUUUGUCUACAUUGCCGACACCCUGCAAGAGCUGCACUUUCCCAUGUACGUGGCAGAGCAAGUCGCGACGCUACAACCCAUCGCGCGGUGGUGCACGAAUCUUCAGGUGCUUAACAUCGGAAAUCAAUGCUCCGCCGCGGACGAUGCGGUCAUCAAGGCACUCGCGCGCAACCCGUGCCCGCUGCGCGCGUUGAACAUCGACCGCACCGAGGUCCAAGACGCCGCCGCCGCCGCAUGCGUCACCGCGCACCGCGAGACGCUGGAGUCAUUUGUUGUGUUCGGAAGCGGGGAAUGCGCCCGUACGUUGCGCGCUCUCGCGCGCUGCCCCAAGCUGCGCCAUCUCGACUUCGCCGGGUGGGCCUUCGAACACGGCGGCAAUAGUUGGAUCGAUGACGCCGGAGCGCGCGCCGUGGUCGAGUCGUGCCGGAACCUGACCGAAUUUUUGCUCGGGAGUAACUGCCCCAAAAUUACGGACAGGCCGGGACUGCUCGACGCGCUGCGGGAGAACUCGCGCGGCAGGCUCGAGCGCCUCUCGCUGCCCGUCGAAGCGGAUCCGGCGACGAAAGCGGCGCUGGUGCGGCUCGUGGCCGCCUCGCCGCGGCUACGCACUCUCACGAUGGAGGCGUGUUGCGGAGGAUUAAGGGAGCUGCUCCAGCACGCCCCCAGUCUGAAAGAGUUGGAAUCGUCUCACGUCUGGGUCAACGAGGACGAGCACGCCCGAUUUUUGAGCGACGACGACGUGCGCGCCGUAUAUGAAUGCUGCCCGCUCCUCGAGAAACUGGACAUUUGCCACGGCGACGCGGAAGCGGUAGAAACAGAGACUUGGGCCGCGCUCUUUGACAACAUGAAGCAUCUCGCGCACGUCCAGAUGCCCAGGUCGCAAAAUAUAACCUUCUGGGUGCUCGCCGCGAUCGGUCGAUGCAAGUCCCUGCGCUUCCUCUCGCUCCAGGAGUUCGACUGCUGCGAUUACGGGCUCGCGCGGCUCGCCGAGGAAUCCCGCCUCCAAGAGUUGCAGCUAUCCCCGGGACCCGACGGCUCGGACGGCGGAUGCACGGACCAGGGCGUCGCCUUUCUCUGCAAGAUAAAGUCGCUCCGCACGCUCGAUUUCCAAAGCCGGCCUGAGGAAGCGCCGCCCCUCACGGACAGGACCUGCGACUGGGUGGCCAGGAACAAGACGCUCUGGCGCGUGCAGUUCCCGCACGGCGCGAACAUCUCUAGGGAGGCCUGCGAGCGGCUCUGGGCGGCGCGGCCGCGCCUCAUCUUCGACAGCUUCGAGGGCGCGGACGGCUACAUGAUCCCGCUGCUGUUCCCCGAGGGCCACCCGGGCAACGAGCCGAUACCGUGGGAGUCGCUCUCCGGGCCCGAAGGUCCCGGGUCCGGGUCCGACGACGGUUCGGACGGGGAUGACUAGAUGGUAAGA